Messenger RNA from Hansenula ciferrii, 798 nucleotides. It is a transcript of the gene POP4, whose product is annotated as RNase P/RNase MRP complex subunit. The transcript has a single exon. The record is from RefSeq and is a predicted model, not a curated record. Gene Ontology annotation, cellular component: ribonuclease P complex; ribonuclease MRP complex. Lineage: Eukaryota; Fungi; Ascomycota; Saccharomycetes; Phaffomycetales; Wickerhamomycetaceae. Gene Ontology annotation, molecular function: ribonuclease P RNA binding. Gene Ontology annotation, biological process: tRNA 5'-leader removal; rRNA processing. Bases 1 to 798 code for a protein of 265 amino acids.
AUGGACAGAAAAUACCCAUUGGAAUCACUUAUUUUAUCAAGAUCCUAUGAAGGAUCCACAAAGAUCAAUGAACUCCUGGAACAACGUUACCUAACAAACGAUAAACCAACAUUACUUUUAAGACCAACAGAAGGUGAAAAAGAGAAACAACAAACAUUAUUAACAAAACUACGUCAAUCUAAGACUCAAUAUCAAAAUGAACGUAAAAAGGAUCAAACUAAAGUUGUAUUCAAGAAAUAUAUAAGGAAAUGUAUAAAAUUACAAAAAACUUUGAAAACUAAGAUUACAAAAUUUCAAAUUAAUGAUGUUUCAACACUUAAAGAAUUCCAGGAAAUCCCACAUAUUGAAGAAUUUUAUAAAUUAAAUGAAUUAUGGAUUGGUUAUAUCCAAGAUAUCUUACAAUUAGAUUUGGUUUCCAAAAAACCUAUUCAAAUUCCACAAGUUUUAGUUAAAUUAUCAUCUGCAGAUUUUAAUGGAUGUUUUAUACGAGUUUUGAAAAGUAAAAAUUCUGAUAUUAUAGGUAAGAAUGGGAUUAUUAUUUAUGAUGCCAAAAAUUUCUUUAUUAUUGUGGAACCAAAAGAUGAAAAGGAUCCAAAAUCUAUUGGUGGAUUGAAAAUGAUUGAGAAAAAAGGUACAGUUUUCAGUUUUGUUAUUCCGUUAUAUGAUUUAAAUCAAGAAGAAGUUGAAGAUAAUGAUGAUAAUUACUUAGAAUUUUCAAUUAUUGGAUCAAGAUUCCAAUAUAGAGCACCUGAUAGAUCUGGUAGAAAAUUUAAAUCUAAAAAUGUUGAUGAUUUAUGA